AUGUCCCGUGACUCGCCACCCCGUUCGCCACCCCGUUCGCCACCCAUCGUUCUCGGAAGCUCGUCUCCGCAGCGUGCUCACAUUCUACGAACCGUUCUCGGAAUUGAGAAUUUCAAAGUGGUCCCGUCCCAUUGUCCAGAGGAUCUGGACCCUUUGCAAUACGAGUCGGCCAAAGAAUAUGCCUUGGCAACCUGUAAUGCCAAGCUGGAUUGCCUGUUGCAACGCCAGGCGUCUUUUGAAACUCCCAGCGUGGUGGUGGUUGCUGAUACUGUCGUGGCAGACUGUGACGGCAGAGUGUAUGGCAAACCUCACGAUAGCAAGACCCAAUAUGAAAUGCUGGCCCAUUUCAUCAAGGGUCCCUUUGUCGAAAUCCACACUGCGUUGCGAGUGGUGGUGGUGGUAUGCAAGAACAGCGUUGAUGACAUCACCUCGCAUUGUGAAACCACCAGGCUUGUUUUUGACCCCACCAUUACACCUCACGUAUUGCGCGACUAUAUAAACACUGGCGAAGGCAUAAACGCAGCAGGCGGGUUUUGUAUCCAAGCUGGAGGCGGUGCUCUUGUCAAGUCCGUCGAGGGCGAUUACUACAAUGUAGUUGGCUUACCUGCAAACGCCUUGUUUAACGCCUUGCUUGCCGUGAAGGAUUUUCUUCCCUCGCGGAACCGCCGAGAAUAA
This is a messenger RNA of Henningerozyma blattae CBS 6284, 675 nucleotides long. RefSeq names its product nucleotide diphosphatase. Gene Ontology annotation, molecular function: nucleoside triphosphate diphosphatase activity. The coding region runs from base 1 to 675 and encodes 224 amino acids. The record is from RefSeq and is a predicted model, not a curated record. The transcript has a single exon. Lineage: Eukaryota; Fungi; Ascomycota; Saccharomycetes; Saccharomycetales; Saccharomycetaceae.